Cryptosporidium muris RN66 is the source of this 2424-nucleotide messenger RNA. RefSeq lists its product as uncharacterized. The record is from RefSeq and is a predicted model, not a curated record. Bases 1 to 2424 code for a protein of 807 amino acids. The transcript has a single exon. NCBI's taxonomy places the organism in Eukaryota, Apicomplexa, Conoidasida, Eucoccidiorida, Cryptosporidiidae.
AUGCUAAUCUACUUAACUAUAGCUCUUGUAUAUUUUUGGACCUGUAUAUCGUGGCAUCAGUAUGUAACUCCAAAAUAUCACAUUUAUGCUUAUACCAUUGGUUAUAACUAUUUGCAAGGUAAAGAUGAACAAGAUAAUUUAUUCUAUAAACCCAAUGAUAUUGAAUAUCAAAGAAGAUCAAUAUCUUUUAAUAAAUACAUGAAUAAUAAUGGAAGUAAUUUUAUAAUAUCUAAGCAGGAUAGAAUAAAAUUAAUUGAAAUGACUAAUGAAAAUGAGAAUCAUUUGCUUUUUGAAGGUAGAUUAUUACAAGGCAAAUUAUCAGAUUUUGAAAAAUAUAUUGGAUUAUAUACAAUUUGUACUUAUUUUUCAUCAUUUAUAUAUUGUGAUGUGGAUAUAAAUAAUAAUACUCUUUUAUUGGAUGAUCCAUUAAAAUUUCCUUGGAUAACUUCGGAUAAAAAAUUAUCAUGGAGUGUUUUUGGAGGAACUUAUGGAGAUGUAGUAUGUGGUUUGUUACGUGGAGGAUCUCAUUUAUUGGAAAUAAAGAAUUAUGAAUCUUUUUUAUCAAGUACUUAUAUGAUAGAUUAUAAUUCAAUUUAUAAUACAUAUAUAAAUCAUUCUUAUUACAAGAAUUCUAGAUUUUUGAGAUAUUAUGAAGAUAUGAAUAUUUGUAUUAAAUCUUUUAGAUCUACAGAUAUACCUUCUUAUAUAGAUAUUUGGAACCGUGAACAAUAUAUUUUGAAAUGGUUAAAUAAUGAUAUAUGGAGAAUUGGAAAUAUUGAUGUAUCAUUUGUACCUCUUGUAAUUACUAUAACAAUGAGAAAUAAAGAAGAUAAAUUAGAAAGAUCAGAUUCAAAUAAUAAGCAACAUAACUAUAAUAUCCUUUUUCCAAUUAGAUUAUAUGAGACUAAUUAUCCAUGGAGUAUUUAUUCUAAUAAAUAUUGGUCUUCAUUUUUAAUAAUGGAGAGAAUAUGGGGUCCUAGUAUAGCAGAUGUUGCCAGAUAUUUAAUUAGUGAUGAAGUCUUAAAUUGGAUUCAAAAAUCUAGUGAAUUUUUAUAUUAUUGGAAUAUAGCCUUAUUAAAAUUAUUAUUUAUGCAUUUUGCAUCACUAGUAUCAUUUUCAUUAACAGGGAGAUUAAUUUACCAACAUUGUGAUUUACAUGCUAAUAAUAUAUUUAUUAUUUCUAAAUUUUGGGGACCAUCUAUUCAUAACCAACUUUUUGAACCUAUAAAUAAUCCUUAUGAACUAAUUGGUGAUAUAAUAUUUAAACCUUUUAAUGAAAUGAGGAUUUUGGAUUUUACAUUUGUAAAUGUAUUAUAUUCUUAUAUUGAACGUCAAUCUAUUAAUAUAUGUAAAACACUUGGAGAAACUUCCUUAAAUGAUAUAGAGAAUUGGAUAGCUUUUAUAUUUGAUUUUAAUAUGGAUAUAAAUAUAGCUUUAGAAAAAUCCAAUAUUUUUUUGAGGUAUCAACCAUUAGAGAUAUUAAUUGAGAAUCUUAUGAAAAAUAAUAACUGGAAUUUAAUUAAACCUUAUUUUAUGGGUAAUAGUAAAUAUUGGUGGAUUAGAUGGUCAUUUAAACACAAGUAUACAUUUGAUGAGACAUUUAAUAAUUACUUAACAUUCGAUAGUUCCUUAAGAAAAACACUGGAUAUAUUAGAAAUAGAAUAUAAAAAAGACAUAAAUGUGUCUAUGCCGAAAUAUAUGGAGAGAAUUAAUAAAGAAUUUAAUAAUGCUAUUUCCUUUGAGGUUUACUUAAGAGGGUAUUUUUAUGUUCCAUUUGAUCUUAUGAUAUUUGGUCAUUGUACAUUAUAUUACUUUGGAAAUUCACAUAUAAAACAUUUGAAUUCUUCAUAUUUUAAAUAUGCUGUAAAGACUUUGAGUUUAUAUAUGACAAAAAUAACUAGCACAGAUAGACCUUUAUGGAGUUUACAAUACGUUCAUGAGUCAACACUACUUUGGGAUAGAUGUUAUAAGGUUAAUUCUCGUUUUCAAAAUAUUAGACUUAAAAGAAAAUGGUUAGAUGAAUAUUUAGAAAUAGAAGAUAGUGGACAAUUCAAUAAAAAGAAAAAAUUUCCUCGAUAUAUUAGAAAAUGGUUAGCUAAGACAGAGGAAGAAGAAGAAAAAUUUAUUUACAUAGUAAUGACACUAUUUAGAAAAUCAGAAAGUGAGAUCCACUUUGCCUUAGCAAUUAGAAUAUUUUAUAAAUAUAUACUAGGAAAAAAGAUUAACAAGGAAGAUUCUAUAGAGAUUAGUCUGGAAAUAUCUAAUAGGAUAUUAUCAUAUAUUUCAGAUGAUUCAAAGUUAUACAAUAGUACCAUGCUGUUAACUGCAUGCUAUAAUUUAACUAAUAGUGAAAUUGGAAAAUUUCCCAUACUUCAAGAUUUAGAUUCAAAUUUUUGCGACUCAGUACUUCCUUCUGAAGAAUAG